ACAUCCAUUGCACAUCAUUCUAUCCUAAACACAACCUUGACUUCAGCCACGGACGUUAAAGUUCCUGCUAUAAAGGUUUCUCGUCAGUGCGAAGUCGAGAGUAGUGAACGAUGUCGGGCAAGUUACUGUCAAUGCUGGCGCUGGCGGCCACGGCGGCGGCCACGUGCCGUCCGGGAGCCUACGAAUGUGCCCCUCAGUGUGUUCCUCAACGAUGGGUCUGUGAUGGAGGGGAACAGUGCUGGGGAGGAGAGGAUGAGCUCUACUGCGACACGUGCGCCGAGGGCUACUUCCACUGCGCCGAGAACAAGUGCAUUCCGAAUCAUCGGCUUUGCAAUCGCUACGACGACUGCGAGGGAGGCGAGGACGAGGUUGGCUGCCCCGUCAACCUUCCGCCGUGUCCUGAAGACAGCUUCCAGUGUCCUGAUGGAGGACCUUGUAUCCUAAAGCAGUUCGUGUGUGACGGAUACAUGGACUGCUAUGGGUCCGAGGACGAGAUCGGCUGUACCACAUGCAACGGCGGCUUCCACUGCGACGACGACACCUGCAUCUACGAGAUCUACAUGUGUGACGAGAGGGAAGACUGUCCCAACGGAGAGGACGAGGCGGCUGAUGAUUGCGAGUGCAGAGACACGGACUUUAUUUGCGAAAACGGACACUGCCUCCCCGACUACAUGGUGUGCGACGGGAAGCCCCAUUGCCACGGCGGGGAAGACGAAGCGAACUGCGAAAGUGUGAAGCAGCUGCGGCCCCGACGGAUCCUCGACCCACGCAAGACCCAAGCGCAGAACUCGCUCCUCGCUAAGCUGGCCAGGUUUCGCAAGAACUAAGGACUUGCCUGGUUCCUACUGAGUCUUCUGGAUUUCCCGGGACUUGCUUCGAAAAUCCUUCCUUUCGCCCAACCUCUCUUGUUUUUUUUUCACUUCAUAUGUUCUUUCUUAUAUGCCCUUAGGUUAUGUAACAGACCUGCUGAAAAAUAAAUAUAAAACGCAUAUGCAA
Molecule: messenger RNA, 996 nt
Organism: Penaeus indicus
Lineage: Eukaryota; Metazoa; Arthropoda; Malacostraca; Decapoda; Penaeidae
Product: low-density lipoprotein receptor-like
Exons: 7
Coding region: 111-827 (238 amino acids)
Cellular component (GO): plasma membrane
Molecular function (GO): protein binding
Source: RefSeq, a predicted model, not a curated record